AAAAUAGCUACGUCUCACCCAUCGUCUGUGCGGUCGGUGGGUGGCGCUGCUGCUGUUGCUGCUGCUGCUGCUGCUGCUUGCUCUCUCUCUCCCUCUUUCUCUCCCUCUAUCUCUCACUCUCUUUUCCCCCUUCCCGUUUGUUCCUGGACUAUAUAAAGGAUUAGGGUCAUUUUUCCUGGAGGAAGCGGCCCUUACCUCUUAGGCUUAGCGCGGUUUGCCCAAACAGAAGCCCUUUCCGGCCCUCAGGAUGAUGUUCGUGGCUUGGAUUGCGGCACUUUGCGUGGCAGUCUCGCACGGCCUGCCUUCGUCAGGAGGUGUCGGAAGUCGGGAGCUGGGAAGAAUCGGCAGUAGGUACUACAAGAAUAACUUCAACCAGGGACGGAAAGGCUCUGAACUACUGAACCGCGACCAACAGCAGCAUCAGGGAAACCUGGCCCGCAACGCCAUCUGGACCGGGCGGGCAGGGUCAAAGGAUGACGCCUUCAGACGCAAUGAUCAACAGUUCCGCGACCAGGCAGCCGCGCGCCGCCAGAACUACGCCAACAACAACAAAAACUUUGGCAACAUCGUGCAGCAGAUUCGUGACGAGGGUCUCAGGAACGCCUACAAGAUAAACGAUGCGGCAAAGUACAGCCGGAACGACCAGGAGCAGGCAAACGGUUUCAACGCCGCCAAUGCCAGGAAGAACGCCUUCGACAGGGGGAACAACCUGGAGGACAACAUCAACUACCGCUUCAACAAACGCUUCAACAAGCAGAGCAGCGAGAACGGAGGCUUCGAGGACGAGAACGGACGCCGAUUCAGCAAGCUGGACCUCAUCGAUGAGAGAGAGAAGGACGAAGCUUUGAGGAGGAAAGACAACGCCGUCUCCAGAAGACAGAACGACCAGCAGCAGGCCAUCAAGGAGGCUGACUGGAGGGCCAACGCUAACCAAGCCAAGGCGAAGGCUGGUCAGUACGGGUUCGGUGACCGGAGACUGGAGGCCGCGGGUGAAAGGUCAGACGACAGAGCUAUCGACUACAACAGGAAAGACAACCAGUUCAGGGAGAACGAAGAAGGUAUUGAUUCUGCCAUCCGACUGGCUAAAGAUCUGGCCGAGCAGGCUGCUGGGUACAGGAACGAGGCUGGAGCCAAUGCUGACUCUGCUAGAAAUGUCAAGGACGCUAAGUUCUACGGCGGUGAGCAGACCGGUCCAGGUGGCGUGCGGGUGGGUCCUGAUGGUGCUUAUGGUGUCGGAAGCGGUGGGCCUAAGAGCAGGAAUGAGGGCAGCGGUGGUCGCAUCAAGUCUGGUUUUGCUGAGAACGCUGACCAGCGGGAGAGAGGUGAGGAGCUGGCUAGGGCUACCGCGCUGAGCGCCGCUGACGCCAGGAACGAGUACCAGAGACUCAAGGAUCGCGUGGUCUACGACGAGGUCAAGGGCUUGAAGGACCGCGCAUCGGGCGCCUUCAGACAGGGUCUCUCCGACACCGCCAACCAAGGCUUCAGCAGGAACGCUGCGGAGGCCGCCAAACACGCUGCGGAGAGCGACAAGAGUUUCGCCGGCGCUGCUUCCGCCUCGGAGUUCGCGGCCAAGCAGAAGGCUGUGAACGAGGCUCUCAGAGACCGGGACUACUUCUUGAAGAAGCGCAAUGACGAGAACGAGACCUUCACCAGAAGGAAACAGUUCUUCCACAACAAGAAAGAGGGCGGGGCCAACGACGAGGAGCUCAAAUACAACCGCAACAAGAAAGCGCGCGAGUUCGGAGCCGCCGAGGAAGCCGAUCUGGCCAAAAAGAACCAGUUCGCCAAGUCCAACCACGACGCCAAGGUCGCUGCCAACGAGAGGAACUUUGAGGAUUCCGUCAGCAGACGCGCACAGCUGCAAAACGAGCAGGAGGACAAGGUUAAGGAGGCCAACGGUUUCGGAAACCGAGUGGAGCAAGAGGCAGCCCGGGCUGGAUCAAACGGCAACGCUUACGAACGUCGUAACAACCACCAGACAGCCGACGACAGCCGUUCAGAGGAGUUCCAGAGGAAACAGGCAUUGUGGGACGGCGCCCAGGCCAGGCUCAUCAACGACAAAGACGCCGGUCAACACGCACGGAACACACAGGCGGAAGUGGCCACUCACACGACCGGCGGAAGUGGACCGUUCGGGAACAUCAACUCUCGUGAGAUUGUCGGGCAGGACGUGUUCGCUCCGGGCGGUAUCACCAAACAGAAAACGGCCAAGAGAAUCCCAGACAUCAACGUGGACAUCGGGCCGAUCACACAGCCCAUCAAGAUCGAGCCACCCAAGAGACGUAUCCAGAUCCCCAACCUCCCCGCCGUGCAGCCCGUCAAAGCCUACCAGCCGCCCAAGUACAACAAGAAGGAGGUGGACUACAGCACCAAGAUCGGACAACCUUCCCGCUCUAGGAGCAGAGACCAAGGCCUGCUGUACAACGUGGGCUUCCAGCGGAUCGGCUCCGGAUUGUUCAACCGACCUGGCGCGUUUUCCAGAAUCAGCACCAACAUCCUGCCUGGUCAGGGUGGCAGGAGAGCGGCUACCAGCGCCUUCAAGAAACCUGGUCUCACCUUCGGCAGUCGCGGCAGAUCUCACCUCGGCAGUCUAAAUCACGGCGUCUUCCGCCGGUUUUAGAUCUUCUUAACAUCCUAACUACUAUUUUGAAAUUACUGACUUCAUUGCAAAUAAAAAUUCAGUUUAUCUUUACUGUUCCCCCACAAAGAAGGUCCUUCUGGAAAGACGUUAUUUUUCGAAACACAAGUAAGAUUGCUUGUUUCGACCAUACAAAACGUGAAAAAAUCUUCCUUUAUAUUUUCGCUGACAAGUCUUUCUGUUUUACUCCAGCUUCUUUGUGCUACUUACCCCCUACUUUUCGAAUUCAUGAAAUAUAAUAUGCAUUCAAUUUGAACUCAUAACAUAGCAGAUACUAUCCCUAUUGGCCACGCAAUUCUUCCAUGAAGUAUGUACAUGACCAAUAGAGAUUGCUAAACUAACAAUGUUUACACCUGCUUGUUUCACUUACUGUAUCAAUAUCUUUGAAACCUGAUAUAAAAUUAACCUGCAUCUAUCCCCGUAAAAACGGAUCAAAUAUUAUUUGUAAUGUUUUAUGAUGACAUACUCCGAGUAAAGGCCGUUCCAGUGAGUAUCCUGCAGUUUUUUGGCUGUUGCCUGACACGUUGAGAGUUUGGUCUCUGCGAAUACAUUCUGUACAGAUGGAGAGGCCGAGAGAGGCGAGCUGUACCUUUUAUUGUCACUUGUGUCUAUUAAUAGCAUUUGUAAGGGACGAUAAGAUUUCUUUUGUCUGUCAUCAUUGUGGUUCGCAUGUUGUAUAAUAAACACUUCGUUAUACUCCCGA
Aplysia californica (California sea hare) is the source of this 3341-nucleotide messenger RNA. RefSeq lists its product as uncharacterized. The transcript has 5 exons. The record is from RefSeq and is a predicted model, not a curated record. NCBI's taxonomy places the organism in Eukaryota, Metazoa, Mollusca, Gastropoda, Aplysiida, Aplysiidae. Bases 248 to 2620 code for a protein of 790 amino acids.